This is a messenger RNA of Acanthosepion pharaonis, 747 nucleotides long. Lineage: Eukaryota; Metazoa; Mollusca; Cephalopoda; Sepiida; Sepiidae. The record is from the annotation of a GenBank genome assembly.
AUGAAAAUCAUUCGUAAUCUUUCUUUGUUUGUUUUGUACCUUAAUGUCGUUGAGGAUCAUGGCACUCGCCAACGUUCUUUCUUUCUUUCUUUCUUUCUUUCUAUUCGAUUCCAGUUGCUACCUUUAUUUUUGUCGUCAUCUUUCUUUAUUUCUUUCUUUCUUUCUUUCUUUUUCUUCUUUCUUUCUUUCUUUCUUUCUAUUCUGUUCGAAUUGGUACCUUUCUUCUUUUCAUCCUCUUUUUUUCUUUCUUUCUUUCCCUCCCUCUUUCUUUCUUUCUUUCUUUCUUUUCGAUUCCAGUUGGUACCUUUCUUUUUUUCGUCACCUUUCUUUAUUCCUUUUUCUUUCUUUGUUUCUUUGUUUCUUUCUUUCUUUCUUUCUAUUCUGUUUGCGUUGGUACCUUUCUUCUUUUUGUCAUCUUUCUUUCUUUUUUUCUUUCUUUCUUUCUUUCAUUCAUUCUUUCUUUCUUUCUUUCUUUCUUUCUUUCUAUUCUGUUUGCGUUGGUACCUUUCUUCUUUUUGUCAUCUUUCUUUCUUUUUUUCUUUCUUUCUUUCUUUCAUUCAUUCUUUCUUUCUUUCUUUCUUUUUUUCUUUCUUUCUUUCUAUUCGAUUCCAGUUGGUACUUUUCAUUUUUUCGUCAUAUUUCUUUCUUUCUUUCUUUCUUUCUUUCUUUCUAUUCUGUUCGAGUUGGUACCUUCCUUUUUUUGUCCUCUUUCUUUCUUUCUUUCUUUCUUUUCUUUCUUUUCUAUGA